AUGCGUCCUCCGAAACACGACCCCGCCAAGCCGCACUGCUUCUUGACACACUGCUCGCUUAACCCCGAAGUCAGCCACACCAAUGUAUCGGAGGAAACACUGCACAGCUGGGCUAAAAGGUUUGAGAUCGAUGAAGCCGACCGCCAGAGACGCCUUAGCAGCUUCGCCUGUCGCGCCAACUCCUCCUGUGGCAACGGGUCGCUGCACAGCAUCCUGCCCAAGUCAGAGAGCAACGUCACCUUUCUGUCAGACCACCACCCCCUGACCACCACUAACCCUCUCUACGACGAAGAAGAAGACGGGAACUUCAGCAGCCCCUACGGGACAGCGAAAAGGGGCUCUUUCUCCCCCUCCCUCUCUGGAGGGUCCGGGAACGUCUGGACCAUGCGGACUCGUCUCCGUGGAGGGUCAGAGGGGUACGAGUCGCUGAAGAGACAGGCUCUGAUGGACCCGGCCCAGUGGGAGCUGCAGCUGCUCCAAGCUGGGAUGAAGGGUCAAGGAAGCCUGGAGGGUUAUGACGUCCAGAGCAGCCGCAGCACAGAGGAGAGCAAGCUGUCUGUCAGGGAGCAGGCCAGGCAGUAUGAACAGCAGGCCAUGCAGGAGAGGACCCCUAGGGGAGGGCGUGACUCCAGGGGCUCCCUGACCUCCCCUCCUUUACUGCGGAACCAAGACAACAUUGACAUGCUGGAGUUAAGCGCAGAGACCCUGUUCUCCAUUAUGGACAGCCCCUACAGCCCCCUGUCCAUAGGGAAGGAUGUUCCUCCCCGCAUCAUCAUCACCCAGGGCGAAGGCUCUCCGCCCCUGGCCCAGAGGCCCACCCUGCCUGUCCUCAGGACCAGCAUCUCCAGCUACAUCACUGCGGAGCCCUGCGAGAUCACUGUGGAGAUCAUUCCUGACCCACCUGAGAAUCCGCCACCUCCCCCUCCUUCUCCUCAUUCUCCUCCACCUCAUUCUCCUCCACCUCCUCCUCCUUCUCAAACACCUCAUUCUGGUCCUCCUCCUCCUCCUGCCUCAUCUCCUCCUCCUCCUCCCUCCUCAUCUCCUCCCCUGCACCCUUCAAUCCUCACUUCAUUGAGCCUGAUCAUUCUCCCCACCCUCCUUCCCUCCAUCUCCCCCUCCUGCUCGGAAUCAUGCUCCUCCGCCACCACCCCCACCCCCACCCCCACCCCUCCCGCCCCCUUUCUCCCCCACUUUCGAACGACCCCGCCACACCGUUCAGUUUGUCCCAACCUCCCUGCCGCCAUUGUCCUCGCUCCGCCCUAUUUCCUCCCGGGCCCAUCCCCCUCCUCCUCACCCCCAACCCGAGGACGGUGUGAAGAGGAAGGAGCUAAAGGGGAUUCUGAAAAACCUGCAGAACCUCGCUGACAUUGAGAAGUCUGUUGCCAACCUCUACAGUCAAGUAGACAAGAAUCGCAAGGUGGCGCGAUUCGGCAAGAAACCCCAAGCAACCGAGGGACCAGAA
Oncorhynchus nerka (sockeye salmon) is the source of this 1462-nucleotide messenger RNA. Its product is annotated as protocadherin-15-like. Lineage: Eukaryota; Metazoa; Chordata; Actinopteri; Salmoniformes; Salmonidae. The transcript has 2 exons. The coding region runs from base 1 to 1365 and encodes 454 amino acids. The record is from RefSeq and is a predicted model, not a curated record.